AUGUCUCACAAUGAAUCUGGUAGUGCAACAGUUGGAACAAAUUCAGAAGAAGAUUUUGAUGAUGAUGAUUAUUUAAUAUCUAAUUCAUACGUUAAGGACUCAUCAGAUGAAGAUGAGGAUAUUGAUGAAAUGUCUGACACAGAUGAUGAAGCUGCCCGUUUGAUCGAACCACUUACAAUUGUGCAAUCGGGAGAAGGUGGAAGUCAGACUCCAUUCUGGGAUUCUGCUUCUCACUAUAGUAAUAUUAAUUGGAGUCAUCCUGACCAAGAAGAAAUUUGCGGUUUAGAUAUGGGAUCAAAUUUUAAUAUGGGUCAAGAAUUAUAUGUUGGGAUGAUCAAAGAAGAUCCGUCACUUAAGAUUUCUUUGAUUCAAGAGAGAAUCAAUGGAAUGUUUAAUUACAACAUUUCUUACAGGAAAGUGUGGAAGGCAAAACAAAAGGCAAUAACAAUUGAAUAUGGCAACUGGGAUGAGUCUUAUGUCGUUCUUCCGUCAUGGCCGAAACACAUGCAAAAUCAUUCACCAGGAUCGUAUUAUCAAAUUUGUGAUGAUGAUUUUGUUGUUGGCAAUACUGUCAGUCGUGAACACCGACAGUUCCAUCGAGUCUUUUGGACCUUCAGUCAAUGCAAAGAGGCUUUUAAAUAUUGCAAACCAGUCAUACAAGUUGAUGGUACUUUCAUGUAUGGGAAGUAUCGCGGGACGCUGUUAAUUGCAACAACACAAGAUGGAAAUAGUCAUGUUCUUCCGCUUGCAUUUGGUGUGGUUGAGGGAGAAACAUUAACAGCGUGGUCAUGGUUUUUGGCACACUUGCUUGAACAUGUCACAGACAAAGAUGGUAUAUGUCUCAUUUCUGAUCGUUAUGCAAGUAUAAAGUCAGCUGUUGCGAAUGAAGCACUUGGGUGGCAACCUCCUCACGCGUAUCAUGUGUAUUGCAUGCGCCACAUUGCAAGCAAUUUUAAUCACAAGUUUCAGAAUGGGAAACAAAAGGAAAUGUUAAAAAAAUUAGGAUACACCCCGUGUAAGCAUAUUUUUGAUAGAAAUUUUGAUAAAUUUUUUGAGCUGAGUCCCCCAGUAAAAGCAUGGAUUGGGAAGAUCUCAAAAGAAAAAUGGACAAUGACACAUGACAAAGAAGGCCGUAGAUACGGUCAUAUGACAACCAAUCUAUCGGAAUGUGUAAAUAAAGUUUUUAAGGGAUGUCACAAUGUACCAAUAACUGCCCUUGUGAAGUCAACAUAUAGUAGGUGUCGAAAGUAUUUUGUUGAUCGCGGUCGUCAAGCACAAAGGGAAAUACGCGAUGGUCAAAUAUAUUGCUCACACGUCAUGAAAAAACUUCGGGAAAAUCAAGAAAAGGCUUGUUCUCACAUUGUUCGGACAUAUGAUAUUCAGAGAACAAUAUUUGAGGUUGAGGAGGCUUUCGACCCUAUGACUCAACGAGGUGGACAUAAAUGGGCAGUUAACUUGAAUGAGCGCUACUGCCAAUGUGGACAAUUUACUACUUACCACUAUCCGUGCUCUCAUAUCAUUGUUGCGUGUGGUACUGUUAGCAUCAAUUUCUAUCAAUAUAUAGAUGUUGUGUACACAAAUGACUACAUAUUACGUGCUUACUCCGCACAAUGGUGGCCUCUUGGGAAUGACGAUGCGAUUGUCCCAUCUGAUGAGCCGUGGACACUUGUGCCUGAUCCAAGUUUUAUUCGUGACAAAAAAGGAAGGCCAAGAUCAAUACGAUUAAGAAAUGAAAUGGAUUGGAGGGAGCCAUCGCAAAGUCGAUACAAGUGUGGGAGAUGUGGGACAGUAGGACACAACCGGCGUUAUUGUCCAUUGCAAUCUCAACAAGGCAGUUGUUGA
Molecule: messenger RNA, 1842 nt
Organism: Glycine soja
Lineage: Eukaryota; Viridiplantae; Streptophyta; Magnoliopsida; Fabales; Fabaceae
Exons: 4
Coding region: 1-1842 (613 amino acids)
Molecular function (GO): zinc ion binding; nucleic acid binding
Source: RefSeq, a predicted model, not a curated record